This is a messenger RNA of Acyrthosiphon pisum (pea aphid), 1609 nucleotides long. RefSeq names its product sodium-independent sulfate anion transporter. The transcript is spliced from 8 exons. Gene Ontology annotation, biological process: transmembrane transport. NCBI's taxonomy places the organism in Eukaryota, Metazoa, Arthropoda, Insecta, Hemiptera, Aphididae. Gene Ontology annotation, cellular component: membrane. The record is from RefSeq and is a predicted model, not a curated record. The coding region runs from base 325 to 1242 and encodes 305 amino acids.
AAUGAUGUAUUUUUUUUGAUUAGGCGUUCAGUACUACGCGGAUAGGUCCAAAAGAAGAAGAACUACAAACUCUAUGGCAAAAAUAUGUAAACAAGGCCAUCUGGGCGAUCGUUGCAUUUAGAAAUUCAUUUGUAGUGAUCGUAUGUAGUAUUAUCUGUUAUUGGUGCGUACAUAAAACAAACCACGAUAUUACGUCCGAUUGGCCACCACCAAUCCCGUUCAAAGUCAUCGUCGUUCUUGUGACUUUCUCAAGGCAAAAUACCCUACGGAUUGCCUCAUUUCCAGUGGCCGGAGUUUAGCAACAAUGACGAGAGUUUCUUCGACAUGAUUUUCUUCAUGGGCUCAGGAAUCAUUGUGAUACCACUAAUAUCGUUACUCGAAAACAUAUCUCUCUGCAGAACGUUUGCGGAGGGUAAGCCAGUGGACACGGACCAAGAGCUGUUGGCAAUCGGUUUAGCGAACCUCGGCAAUUCGUUCUUCCAGGGCUUCACUGGGUCUGGAGCUAUCGCCAGAGGAGCGCUCAACUAUUCGAGCGGCGUGCGCACGCCCCUCGGAGGCCUAUACACGGGACUUACUGUUAUGGCGGCAUUGGUGUAUUUGACACCAUAUUUCUAUUACAUCCCGAAAACCUCGCUGGCCGCCGUUAUAAUUGCCGCGUCGUUUAUGAUGGUCGACGUCAAUAUUGUCAAACACAUUUACAAGUCAAAAAAAAGAGAUUUGGUGCUCAUGUUGAUCACGUUCUUCUCGUGCUUGUUUCUUCCAUUGGAAUACGGUGUGCUCAUCGGCAUCGUUGCGAACGUCGGGUUCAUAAUGUUCAGUGCUGCCAAACCCAAAAUAUCUAUCCAAGUGCAAAAGAACCACGACGGGAUCAAAUACUUGUUGCUGACACCGGAUCGGUACUUGAUAUUCCCUUCGAUGGAAUACGUACGGCAGACGAUAACAAAACACGGCCUUGCUCUUGGGAUCCCUGUAGUCAUCGACGGUUCCAGUAUAUUUGAGGCAGAUUUCACAACGGCAAACGUAUUUUCCAUGAUGUCACGGGACUUUUCAAAAAAAGGACAAUUUUUAUACUUGUUUAAUCUAAAGCCCAGCGUAGCUAAUGUAUUCAAAGGAAUAAAAAAUUGUAAUAUUUUUUUGUGUGCAAAUAAAGACGAGUUGGACGAACUGCUAAGAAAACAUUUUGGACCGUCACAAAUUCAAGAACAAUGUCAAAACAAAACAAUUUGGACUUCAAAAUUGUAAACUUAAUACAAAUGAUCUUUGAAUAAAAUACAAUAAUAUAUUGGUUUUAAUUAAAUUAUAAUGAUAUGUGUCAGUUUAAGACUUUAGAUGUUUCGAAAACGAAACGAGUUGGAUGUAAUUAUUUGGCUGUAUUUGAUUAUAAAUUGAUGUAAUAUACUCUGUUCGGUAUACUUAGAUCAAUAAAUAUAUAUUGUAAUCAAUGAUGAUUUGACGUGUUCUGUCGAAGUGUCACGUAAAAUAUAACUUAUAAGCAUAUUAUAUUUUAUUAUUUAUACAAUAAAAGGAGCGUAUAUAUUUAUGUACAAAUGUUUAUCAAGUGGUUGUUCGUGUUAUUGUGUAUUUUAUAUUAAUAAAUAGAUCAGCAUUA